Molecule: messenger RNA, 3438 nt
Organism: Thlaspi arvense
Lineage: Eukaryota; Viridiplantae; Streptophyta; Magnoliopsida; Brassicales; Brassicaceae
Source: the annotation of a GenBank genome assembly
UAAACUUUGGGCCUAAUUUGUAAAAAUUCAAUUAGUUUGGGCUCUCUCAGACAUAUUGGUAGAUCACCGGCGUUAUCUCUCUAAUCGGCGACUCGGCGGAACCGUGGCCAGAGCUUCACACUCCCUCGCCUGCUCUCUCUCUCUCUCUCACACACACAUCAAUGGUGUCUUCUACUUCUCUCCUUCCUUCGACCACUUUGCUCACCAACUGGGCGAAUCAGUUAACUUCUCAGUCGCGUACUUCCUCGAGAGAUUCGACAUGGCAGUGUGUUUGUUUCCGUAGUCAGAAACGCAAACCUAAGCUCUACUUGAUUCCCGCCCGCCAUUUUUCAUCAACUCCACUUGAUUCAGCUUCCUCCUCAGAAACUGCUUCGACGAAGCUGAAGACUCGUGCUACUUCCGGCGUCUCUGAAGUUCAAAGGUCUACUCAUAGCAACAAUGUUAAUGCGAUGAAAGAAUUUGAGAUGGAGUUGCAAGAGUUGUUCAACGAAGUCAAAGCUAUGGUAAAGACUGGGAAGGAAAGAGACGCAAUGGACCUUCUUCGAGCUAAUUAUGUUGCUGUGAGAGAAGAGAUUGAUUCGGGUUUGAAAGGUGUCGAGCAAGCUGCCGUGCUCGACAUCAUUGCCUUAGGUUAUAUGGCUGUUGGUGACUUGAAACCUGUCCCUGCAUUGCUUGAUAUGAUAAACAAGAUUGUCGAUAAGUUAAAGGACUCUGAACCUCUUUUGGAUUCAGUACUUAUGCAUGUUGGAAGUAUGUAUUCGGCGUUAGGGAUGUUCGAAAACGCUGUACUCGCGCAUCAAAGGGCUGUUAGUAUAUUAGAGAACAGAUACGGUGAAUGCAAUACUCUACUUGUCACACCAUUACUUGGGUUGGCUAAGAGUUUUGGUUCAUAUGGAAAAGCCACUAAAGCUACUGGCGUUUACGAGCGUGCAGUGGCUAUCUUGGAACGUAAUAGAGGCUCUGAGAGUGAGGAUCUAGUGGUGCCUUUAUUCUCACUCGGUAAGCUUUUGCUGAAAGAAGGUAAAGCUGAUGAGGCAGAGAUUCCUUUUACCAGGAUUUUAAAUAUAUACAAGAAGACGUACGGAGAGAAAGAUGGAAGAGUUGGUAUGGCCAUGUGUUCCCUUGCUAAUGCAAAAUGCACAAAAGGAGAUGCAGAUGAAGCGGUAGAUCUCUACAAGAACGCUCUACAAAUCAUCAAAGAUUCAAACUAUAUGGCCAUAGACAACGCUAUCUUAGAAAACAUGAGGAUAGAUCUUGCUGAGCUGCUUCAUUUUGUUGGAAGGGGAAACGAAGGACGAGAGCUACUAGAAGAGUGCAUAUUAAUAAACGAGAGAUACAGAGGGAAGAACCAUCCAAGCAUGGCUACACAUCUUAUAAACCUCGCAGCGUCUUAUUCACGCUCCAAGAAUUACGUGGAGGCAGAGCGAUUGCUGAGAACUUGUUUGGAGAUCAUGGAGAAAUCGGUUGGUUCAGAGGAUCAGUCCAUAACUUUCCCAAUGCUGAAUCUUGCAGUCACUCUUUCUCAGCUGAACCGUGAUGAAGAAGCCGAGGAAACAGCCUUAAAGGUUCUACGAAUCCGUGAGAGCGCAUUUGGGAAAGACUCUCUCCCUGUUGGUGAGGCACUUGACUGUUUGGUGUCGAUCCAGGCGAGAUUAGGAAGAGACGAUGGAGAAGUACUGGGUUUGCUGAAAAGGGUGUUGAUGAUCCAAGAGAAAGAGUUUGGUUCUUCAGCUGAAGAACUCAUUAUUACUCUCCAGAAGAUUAUGCAUUUCUUGGAGAAACUGGAGAUGAAAGAUGAGAAAUUCAAGUUUAGGAGAAGGCUAGCUUUGCUUAGAGAGAGAUACAAGGAGAGUACUCUUUAGCUUCAAAGAGCGUAUUUUUCUUAAUCUCUGUAUGUAGCUAAGAUUGAAAUGAUUUAUAUCAUCUUUUUGAAAUUUUGUAUAACUUAACGUUAGGUUGAAAAGACCCUUAUGCCCACAAAAUCCAAAAAGGCCAGGUGUGAGGGAUUAAAUUAUAAAUUAAUGAAUAAUUAAAUCUUAAUCCCAAUCUUAAUUCACGCAAAUACUGUGUUUGUCUUUCUCUCUAGCUGCGUCUUGUGGCAGAUCUCUCGUCUCGGGGAAGAAGAAGAAGAUGAGCAGUGAAACGGUGUCGUCGAGGACGAAGAAGAUGAAGAAGGAAGCUUUGGGGUGGAUAGAAUGGAUCAGAGGAUGGGCUCUCAUUAUCUACGAGUUUCUCUUCCAGAGAUUCAUGUCUUCUCAUUUGCAGAAUCCACUUCCUCUUCCUCCUCUCAAUCACUUAACCUGCAUUGUCACUGGCUCCACCAGCGGCAUCGGUAGCGAAACCGCUAGGCAACUUGCAGAAGCUGGUGCUCGUGUUGUAAUGGCGGUGAGGAACACAAAGGCAGCUCAUGAGCUGAUUCAACAAUGGCAGAAAGAUUGGUGUGGCAAAGGCCUCCCGCUUAAUAUCGAGGCGAUGGAACUUGAUCUUCUCUCACUGGAUUCAGUUGUCAGAUUUAGCAAUGCUUGGAACGCUAAGUCAGUUCCUUUGCAUGUUCUGAUUAACAAUGCCGGCAUAUUUGCCAUGAGAGAGGAACAGAAGUUCUCAAAGGACGGAUAUGAACAGCACAUGCAAGUCAACCAUUUAGCUCCUGCGUUGCUUUCGCUACUCCUUUUGCCCUCGCUUAACCGAGGCUCCCCAAGCCGAAUCAUUAAUGUGAACUCUGCUAUGCACUACGUGGGUUUUGUUGACCCGGAGGACAUGAAUGUGGUAUCUGGUAGACGAAAGUAUACAAGCCUUGUAGGAUAUUCAGGGAGCAAGCUUGCACAGGUUAUGUUUAACAAUGUUCUUUACAAAAGACUGCCUCUUGAAACUCGCAUUAGCGUUGUUUGUGUAUCCCCCGGGAUGGUUCUAACAAAUGUUGCGAGGGACCUACCGAGGUCUGUUCAAGUACAGUACGCGAUGAUACCUUAUUUCCUCUUUUCGCCUCAAGAAGGUUGUAGAAGCUCACUUUUCUCAGCGACAGACGCUCAGAUUCCAGAGCAUUGUGAAAAGCUAAAAGCCGGUGAUAACCCCAUUUGUACAUACAUAUCUCAUGAUUGCAAACCCACAAAGCCUUCAGAAGAAGCUCACAACGUGGAAACAGCGAACAGAGUUUGGGAAAAGACGAUAGAGAUGAUAGGUCUUCCUCUUGAUGCAUUGGAGAGACUUCUAGAAGGAGAAGAGGUGCAAUGUCGUUAUGGGACUCAUCACGAAUAAGUUAAUGAAGGACAAAACGGCAUUUUUUUGUGUAGCAAGAAGCUUUGUUGUUGUUGAAAAGUCGUCUUGUUCCCUUAUUCUUGUUGUGGUAUUUGAUGUUUUUGUAUGAUAAAUAAAUUUUAUUUUUGAUUUUUAAAAAACUUUUUUUUUGUUUUGAAUCUUGAUAGUAAAUCUUAGAAAUUA